Messenger RNA from Anopheles cruzii, 1059 nucleotides. Its product is annotated as lipopolysaccharide-induced tumor necrosis factor-alpha factor homolog. The record is from RefSeq and is a predicted model, not a curated record. The transcript is spliced from 3 exons. NCBI's taxonomy places the organism in Eukaryota, Metazoa, Arthropoda, Insecta, Diptera, Culicidae. Gene Ontology annotation, molecular function: zinc ion binding. The coding region runs from base 321 to 704 and encodes 127 amino acids.
GGGAAAACCUGUCGGAUGCUUCCCGAAAGCUUAGACCUUCGUACCACGAGCCUGCUGUAAUCUUAUCGACCCUCUUAUCAGCACGCAGAGCGUGUAGCAAAUAUUUUAUCGCACCGUAUCGUGGCGAGCGCGGACGAACUUUGGCAGCUUCGACGAUCUCGCUUUUUAACCCGCCAAACCCGACCGUGAGUUGACGUGCGGGAUCCGCCCAAUGCAGACGCCGUUACGGCAAAUCUCAAACUAGGUGACCACUGGACAGCGUGCUGGAGUUUUUUCGCCACCUUGCACCUUAGGCCGGAAAGGGAAAGAAAGCGCCAAAAAUGGAACCCACGAAGUCCGAACUGCCGUCCUAUGAACAGAUCGAUCACGGUGUGCCGGGUGCCUAUCCUCAUCAUGCGCCACCAAUGGUGGUCGACACAGAUCCGAUCAAGUCACAGGAACCGCCCUUGUUGCAGACUACAGUGAUCGUGACGAGCCCACAAGUUGGUCCGGAUCCGACCACUAUCAUCUGUCCUUCGUGCCGGGCAACGGUUGUUACGCGGAUGGAGUACGAGACCACCACGAAGACGCAUCUGUGUGCGGGGCUGCUGUGCCUGUUCCUGUGCUGGCCGUGCGCCUUCAUACCGUACUGCUCGACGGCGUGCCGAGAUGCGAACCAUUACUGCCCGAACUGUGGCUCUUUCAUCGGGUCCUACCGGAAGUAGCCGCCUGUGACUGAAUGUGUGUGUACCCAUAAGUGUGAAUGUCCGACCACCGUAGCUCCACGACCCCAAGCCUCCCGAGUUUCCAGGUUUCAGUGAAGUUAGACCAAGUAGACCAAAACGACGAGCGUAGUUGAAGCAAAAAGGAAUCAACUCGAGCUCGUUAUCCGGGCCGUGUUUGUCUGAUUAGAUAGUGUACCAUUUUAUCGGAGCGAAAGGGCCGUUAUCGAGGUUACAGUUGAUUGAUUUGAUCGAUCAGGAAUCGCGGUUCGAACGAGGGUUCGAUUUCGUCUACCGGCAAUGCUAAACUGUUCCGUGAAUGUAACGAUGAGAGUUUAAUAAAGGCAAGCAUUUGAGC